Zootermopsis nevadensis is the source of this 1086-nucleotide messenger RNA. The record is from RefSeq and is a predicted model, not a curated record. Lineage: Eukaryota; Metazoa; Arthropoda; Insecta; Blattodea; Termopsidae.
AUGAUUAGUGAUAGUGAGAAUGAUAAUGGCAGUGACGAAAGACAGGAAGAAAUGCUACAAGUAGGAUUGGGAGGGGUGUCCAAUAACAGUAAGCAAAAUGAAUAUCACGGACCUCCCAAACUUUUCAAAAUUUAUCCAGUCAUUCAGCACCUAAAUAACAAGUUUCAAAAUUUGUAUCUUCCAUCCCAGAACAUUGCGAUAGACGAGUCCUUGACUCUAUGGAAAGGUCGUUUGUCUUUCAAACAAUACAUACCCCUCAAGGCUGAUAAAUUUGGCAUAAAAACUUUUGAACUAUGCGAGUCUAGCUCUGGCUAUGUGUGGUCUUUUCUCGUGUAUACUGGAAAAGACAUGGAACUGACGAAUCAGUUUGUGACUGCAGAAACAAACAAAACUGCAGCAAUUGUAGUCACACUGCUAGGACCCCUUCUUGGUCGUGGACACACAGUGUGGAUGGACAAUUUUUAUAAUUCACCGGAUUUGGCACGUUUUAUGUUUAUGUUUACAGACUGUGUUGGAACUUUACGUGCCAAUAGGAAGAAUGUCCCUCCUGCAGUGAAGAGUAAGAAAUUGAAGAAAGGAGAGCACUGUGGUCUACACUCUGGCGAUGUGGCAGUUCUCACGUGGCAAGACAAGAAGCGAGUCACAAUGAUAUCAACUUAUCACAAGGAUCAUAUGUGUGUGACUCAAAACAAAGCCAACCGAGUACAGAUCAAGCCUGUGGUUGUUCGUGACUACAACAAGCACAUGCUAGGAGUUGAUCUGAAAGAUCAGAUGCUCCAGCUGUACUUGCUGGAACGAAAACGAGGAACAAAGUGGUACAUGACAUUGUUCAAAAGAUUACUGAAUGUAGCAAUACAUAACGCAAUUGUCAUGUACCGGUCUGUUCCAAAUACCAAGAAAAUAGACACCCUGAAAUUUAGAAUUCUUCUCGCCCAAGGUCUCGUAGAGAAACACGGUCCUGCUGUUCCACGUCCUGUAACCGGCCAUCCAUCACUUGAGCCCCCACCUAAGAGACUCUCAGAAAGACAUUUCCCGGAACGUAUUCCACCCACUGGAAAGAAGGCUAGACCUCAAAGAAAGUGUGUG